Molecule: messenger RNA, 854 nt
Organism: Williopsis jadinii
Lineage: Eukaryota; Fungi; Ascomycota; Saccharomycetes; Phaffomycetales; Wickerhamomycetaceae
Exons: 1
Coding region: 14-484 (156 amino acids)
Source: RefSeq, a predicted model, not a curated record
CCAAUAUUCGUACAUGGAUGAACUUAUGUCAUGGACUUGUCAAAAGAUAAAUAAUCCACAAUAUUCAUGUGAAUCGGAUCUUUCAGAUACGAUGACUCUUCUUGAUUAUCCCAUUUGUACUCCAAAUGACGAUGAUAAAAGUCUUAACAGAACUGGAAUGGAACUCCACGAUGAUGUAUUCCACUACCACAUUCGAGUACCGACUGCUUCGCAUCACAGUUGUAUUAGGUACAUCUCUGAAGCCAUUCAUUUCGAAAGUGAUUUAUUCUCAAUCGUUGAUCUUCGCACAGAGUUUGAAGAAUCCAGAACAUCGAAUAAGGAGAAACGUACAGGAAUUCAGUUUGAUGAAUACUCGGACGUUGUGCUCUUCAAUUACCAGACAUGUGUCAAGUCAAAUGAGACUAGUCCAGUGAAAUUUAGCACAAAGAAGACUCUGCACAAAUCAUGUUUGAAGAUGAGCACACAUGUCACUGACCCUCAUUAGAAACAGAUGUAUGGCAUUUCUUCUGCUUCACGACCAAAGAACCGUUAGACAACUCGAUAAGUUGCAUAAUACAGGUGAAGCAAAUCGAUGUUACAUGAAGCAUCAACGGUAAGUGGAAAGGGAGAACCACCCAGUGAAUAAAGCACCCACUUACCUGUGAGCACUACUGCACCAGAACGUUCAAAUAAACAAUGAACCUCCGCGAGCUGGUGUAUUACCCUGGUUUGAUGCCAUUAGAGACAAGGUCCCCAAAGAGGGCAAUAUUGGUGCUGGUGUCUGGAUGAUUUGAGACACUUCAGCCUAUUGAUACUAAGUGAAAUGAUUCAUCGCUGUUAAUCCAUGGGCUCCGGUCAAUACCGCAACUUCUGAC